Perkinsus marinus ATCC 50983 is the source of this 3477-nucleotide messenger RNA. RefSeq lists its product as hypothetical. NCBI's taxonomy places the organism in Eukaryota, Perkinsozoa, Perkinsida, Perkinsidae. Bases 1 to 3477 code for a protein of 1158 amino acids. The transcript is spliced from 30 exons. The record is from RefSeq and is a predicted model, not a curated record.
AUGCUCGAUUCCUGGAAUACUGUGUAUGGGAGGGUCGACGGUCCCAUUGGCAUUGGAGGCAGCGGUCACGGAUGGCCUAGUUACAUGUGUCCAGCCGGAAGCUAUUGCCUACCAGGGGUGUUAACUCUGAACACACUCGCUGGUAUUGAUGCAUUAUAUCUUCCCGUUAUAUGUGGCAACGGUACGUACUGCAUGCCUGGUACGACGACAGGGGUGGUUGAUGACUUGGACCCAACAGCGCCACGGAAAUGUGUGGAAGGAUACUUUUGUAGAGCGAAUGAGACUACCUAUAGGGGCCAGGGGGAGUGCCCUGUGGGGCACUACUGUGUGCGGGCUAGUCUGGAGCCUGUGUUAGCUCCUAAAGGCUACUUUGUGGACUACACUGGUGCAUAUACGCCUUCUAAGUGCAAGCCUGGCACGUACCAGGAUGAGAUAGGGCAGGUGAGCUGUAAGGCCUGUCCAGACGGUCAUGAGUGCACACUGGAUGGUACCUGGGAGCCAGUGGCAUGCAGACCUGGAACAUACCGGUCUAUUGGAGAUCCUAGUUUUGCUGAGGAGGACAACAUAUUCUGCCACCCAUGCCCGCAAGGGACGUGGAACUACCGAGGGCAGCUGAUCAGCGAGCUCAUGUGCGAGAACUGUCCGAGCCGGUACGUAUGUGCCAGGGAAGGCCUCACUGUAUUCGCCCCGAAAGAGCAAACUGAUUGCACUCCGAAUGAGGACGGCGUCUCGUUGUGCUAUGAGCUCUCACAGGCGAAUGAUUGUCCGGAAGGUUUUGCAUGCGGCGAUUCUACCACGUCAUACACACAAUACGACUACCCGUGUGAAGCGGGCUACUACUGCAAGACGCUGACAGCACUGCAUGAGAUGAGGUUCUUACUCUGUCCCCCGGGCUUCUACUGUAAGCAAGCUACGGGGGCCAGCAAAAAGGAAGCCAACACUUGCCCUACAAACUGGUAUUGUCCUGAAGGAACUAGCGGCGUAGAUAUCACUACCGACAUGGGAGUUGUCUUGGAAUUGAGAAACGUUCAGUCUUGGAUGGUAGUAGAUAAUGAAGGAAAUUUCGUGCCCAAGCAGGUGCCACCCUUUUCUGUGAACGCCUCGGGGUGUGCCCCAUGUGGUGUGCUGGAGUCGGGCGGUGAUGUGUGGGUAGUUAAUACGGAGUGGACCACUUUGAAAUGCCCUGAAGGCACUUCAUCAAUUUGGGAAUCAACAAAGCCGGAGGAUUGCAAACCGAUUGGAGUUGUUAUUGCCGUUGUGAAUCUUUAUGCUAACGAUACCGUAACGUAUCCUGGAACUGGGGAGGAAGUUGCACUAUGGGACCCUGAGAGAGAGGUUAAGUGGAUGGAUAGCACUUCGACGGAAUAUCAAUUGAAAACGGCAUAUAGAUACGGAGAGCCAAUAAGCGAGGACGAUGAGACUAUAGUUCAGUUCAUUGGCUUCGACCAACGAAGAGAUACGGAUAGGAGUGUUUUCCACUUUACCAACCUCAAGCUUAACGCUUUUGACAUUGUGCAUGUCUAUUUGGAAUUCUCUAAGAUAGUCUCUGGCACAAGGCUGAGUACUAGCCAGAGUAGCGGCCAUUAUCAUAUAGUUAUAUCGUCGAAUAAGCUGAGCCCCUUGCAGCAGGAGAAGGGCUAUGAACUUCCUAACCAUUUGGAGGAGAGCGAUGGCGAACUGUUCCGGGACUUUGAACUGAAGUUGCUGGCCUUGGAAGAAGACGUUGUGUUCAACAUUUCCCUCAAUCUCUUACAUGGUAGCCAUCUGGAGAAUCUGCACUACUUCAACGAGACAGUUAGAAUGGAUAUAAUGCGACCAAAUAGGGCACACUGGGGUAAACACGCGGCUUCGUGGUUGCCGAAGACUUUCCUGGCUAUUCUUAAUAGGGAGUUGCUCAGUGCGAAAGGCUAUGAACUCCCAUAUAACAUGCCUCCGGGACUGGCCGACACUCCUGGGGAUCCAAGCAUGGUUGUGGAUAUGGCCAACGAGAAGGACAUCACGGAGGAUCGGACAAUAGCAAGCACUCAAAUGCCAGGAGUCAUUUGGGAUCUUCUGGAGAACCCAGACAAACCAGUUGAGGCGGGAAACUGCAAAAUACCAAAUAAAGAGGACGUUAAACCGGUGCCGCCACUGUUCAUAGAUCUGUCUACUUUGGAAGUAACGAUGGAAGCCAACUCGGAUGAAUGCAGUCUGAUCAUACCCUGCCGAUAUGAAGAUCCUAUGGUGAACCAUUUGAAUACUCCCUGGAUGUCGAUUGAGGAAGAGACGAAGCUUUACUACCUCACUAGAGACCCGAGAUCAUUCGAGGACUUUGCACGCGGAGGAGAUCUUUUUGAUUCUCUGGUUGGCACUGAUAAUCUAGUUGGUGUUACGUUGGCAUCAGCAGAGCGAGAAGGGAUGUACCCUCGCAGUGUGGCCUUCAGUAUAGCCUACAUGCAGGACGGGACGGAGGUGAAGAAAAUCGUUGAAGCGGGCAUUGAAUUGAGCGAUUUCGAUGAUGAUUACCGCCGACUUGAUUACAACUUGACGAUCGAAUACAAGCCCAUGGUUUGGUCGGAGUUAAUGAAUGCGUUCCAACUUCCCCUGUCAGUAUACUGUGUAUUAUUUGCCCUUAUCGGUGCCGCUGCGGUGGUCGUCACCUGGCUUUCUUGGCUGGUUAUGCGUAUUGGAGUGAAGCGCGUACAGUUGAUGGUGCCGAAACUCCGCGAUGUUGAAGUGACAUUCCUGGUACAGAGGAAAACUGAGGACCUGCACCAGGAGGGGAUCCCUAUGGUGGCGUCUCGCUCGAAGGUGUCAAAGAUAACGGGUCUACCGGUAAAGUGGAAGCGGUUCCACUUGUUGUGGUGCUCGGUCCUGUUGGUCCUGGCCCUCAUGGUCAUGAUGGAGUUCUCAUACUCGGAUUUCUUUGGUACGUAUACCGUGAACUUUAUCGUCGGCUUUACGUUCAUGAUGAUGGCCGCGGAAGCAGUCUUUGCCCGAGCUGUCCGCGAAACGCUCCUACUGAUUCCUCUCCUGGCCGCGUGUGAAGUCGUUCUGUUCAUCGCCACUAUGGGAGCUGAUAACUUCCAAGACUUUGCUGAGUCUUUCUUUGUGGAGCUCUUACUUAAGAUCGCUGAUCGUUUGGUAUUCGGAUCGGUAUUUCAAUGGAUUGAUUAUUAUGCGACUAGGGCUAUGGAGUGGCUAAGGACGCGUUCUUUCCUCUGGAGCACGUUCCUUGCUAUUGGAGGUCCGAUACGCAACCAAACGAAUGUUGAUAAGAUUGAUGAUAUCGGCCGAGAAGUCCCGGGAUUGAAGUUCUCUAGUCGAGCAAGGAGGGUCUCCGGGGCUCAACCGACCACUAGUGAUCAAGUCGUUUCCCUCGAUGAGAAAGAAGAUGACGGGCAGGAGCAUCCGAGCUCUAUAGAAGAGGCCAUAGAAGAGCAUGUCAGAGGCGGUAGCACAGCCAUGAGUAAGAUCGGUAUGAAGCACGUGCUCUAG